AUGGACAAAAUCAAGUCCCAACCCGAAUAUCGAGCCAUACCUGAGCCUGGUCCUGGAGAAGUUCAACUCGCAAUGCAGGACGUAGGCAUCUGUGGCUCUGAUGUCCAUUAUUGGACACACGGCUGCAUUGGUAAUUUUAUCUUGUCUGCUCCCAUGUUGUUGGGACAUGAAGCCAGCGGAAUCGUCAGCAAAAUCGGCGACGGGGUCACCUGCUUGGAAAUAGGCGAUCGCGUAGCGAUAGAACCUGGACUGCCAUGUCGUUCUUGUAAAUAUUGCAAGUCGGGACGUUACAAUCUUUGUCCGAUCAUGCGGUUUUGUGCCACGCCUCCAAACCACGGGAACCUAGCAAGAUACUACUGCCACGCCGCCGAUUAUUGCCACAAGCUGCCUGACAAUGUAAGUACAGAAGAGGGGGCUUUGUUGGAGCCGCUUUCAGUUGGAGUUCAUGCCUGCCAACGUGCUGGUGUAACCAUCGGGUCCACAGUACUUAUUUCGGGGGCUGGACCGAUCGGGUUGGCUUGUUAUUUGACAGCGAAAGCAAUGGGCGCCAAAAAGAUCUGCGUUACAGAUAUAGACAGCAAUCGCUUGGAGUUUGCCAAGAAGAUAGGAGUAGAAUAUGUAUUGUCUGUGAGGGCUGGGACUCCAAAAGAACUGGCUUCCCAAAUUGAAGUGGCUUUGGGCCAAAAUCCUGAAAUUUCCAUUGAAUGCAGUGGCAAUCCAGCCGGUUUGAAGACAUCAAUGUUGGCGACUGCAAAUGGAGGGUGUGUUGUGAUGGUCGGUAUGCAGCCCGAUGAAGUCACUGUGCCUUUGUUAAAUGCAGCUGUCAGGGAAGUGGACAUCAAAGGGACAUUCAGAUAUGCCAACUGUUACCCAACUGCUUUGUCGAUGAUCGCCACAGGCCAAGUAAAUGCGAAGCCACUGAUAACUCAUCGAUAUAAACUCGAGGACAGUUUGAAAGCAUUUGAACAUGCCCGGACCAUGCGAGAUGGUGCUGUGAAGAUUAUGGUCCAUUGUGCUCAAGAAUGA
Molecule: messenger RNA, 1026 nt
Organism: Acanthosepion pharaonis
Lineage: Eukaryota; Metazoa; Mollusca; Cephalopoda; Sepiida; Sepiidae
Source: the annotation of a GenBank genome assembly